Molecule: messenger RNA, 1792 nt
Organism: Pseudonaja textilis
Lineage: Eukaryota; Metazoa; Chordata; Lepidosauria; Squamata; Elapidae
Source: RefSeq, a predicted model, not a curated record
CCCAGCGUCCUCCUGCAGAUCGAAGGCUGGGAGAAGCCCUGUGUGGGGAGAGCACAGUUCCCCAAAUCCAGAGAGGAUUCGAAGGACAAUUUGAGGGGUGGCCGGCCAACCAUCAAACGGGAGCCUCCGCUGGAUGAAGAUGAGACAGGACUGCCCUGCUGCCCACUGGCCUGGAAGGGGAGCCAAGACCCCGGUUCCCUCUCUGAGCAGCAGCCCUGGCGGCCAGGAGGCUCCCUAAGGCCGGAUUCUGCAGUCAACCGAGUUUUGUCUCCCUGGGACGCGGGGUCCAAGUGGGCAAACUGCAGCCCGGUGGGGAAACAGGCUUUGCCGGCGGGAUUUCAGUCUGUCCCUCCAGAGGCUGGGAAAAGCAAUCUCUGCCCCCUGAGUGUCGCUGCUCCCCAGGCAGGCGCCCACGAGGAGAUGCUACUGAUCUGCACCCAGUGCCAGAAAUGUUUUCCCAUCCAUUCUGCUCUCCCAACAGUGAUGCACCGUGGAGCAUUGGGGCAGGUGUGCCCUGCAUGUGAGAACGGCUGUGUUAAGAGCCCCCCGACCCUCGCUCAACCCCCAAGCCAAACUGGGGUGUUGCCCUGCUCCUGUACGCACUGCUCCACGCCGAGCGUCCGCCCAAGGGGUGUCCUGAAGGACGAGAGACCCUACAAGUGUGCGAAGUGUGACAAGACCUUCCGAUACGCCCACGAGUACAGCUGGCACCAGAAGGUCCACGCCGGAGAAAAGACCUACCGGUGCAGCGACUGCGCCAAAGUCUUCCGGCACAAACAGGAGCUGACGUGGCACCAGCGCACCCACACGGCGGAGUGGCCCCACAAAUGUGGCACCUGCGAGAAGAACUUCCGCUUCAAGCAGGAGCUGACGUGGCACCUGAAGACCCACUCGGUGGAGCGACCGUACAAGUGCCCGGAGUGCGAGAAGAGCUUCCGGUACAAGCAGGAGUUCAUGUGGCACCAGCGGGCCCACAUCGGUGACCGGCCAUACAAGUGUCCGGAGUGUGAGAAGAGCUUCCGUUUCAAGCAGGAGUUCUCCUGGCACCAGAGGAGCCACACCGGAGAGAAGACCUACCGGUGUCCCGGCUGCGAGAAGACCUUCCGCUACAAGCAGGAGUUCGUUUGGCACCAACGGAUCCACACCGGGGAGCAGCCAUACCCCUGCGCCUCCUGUAGCUCCACCUUCACCUGCCGGCAGGAGUACAUGCGCCACCAGCGGCUGCACGACGGAGAGAAGCCCUACCAGUGUCCCCAUUGCGAGAAGACCUACCGCCGGGGAUCCACCCUCAUCCGGCACCAGCGUAUCCACAUGGGCAAGGAGGGGCCCUUUGAAUGCCCGCACUGCCAACGAGCCUUUGGCCAGAGCGCCAACCUCCUCAAACACCAGCGCAUGCACAGCCUGAAGGGCGAGACGCUGGAGGCUGCCUCAGACUGGCAGCCCUGCCUGCAGAGCUUGCGGGGGACCACGCAGCAGGACACCGUGCCCAGUGUGCUCAGCCUGAAGACGGCUUCAGGGGGCGCCCUGCUCCUGCUAAACCUUCCGGACUCCAACUGUGGGAGAGAUCCGGCGGCCAAGCCCAAUGCGUGGCAGCCUCAGAUGUGACCCGGCUCACAUGGUGGCAUUUGGGGGCUGGGAUCUUUUCAACUUCAAGAGUUGAAUUGGGUCCACCAUGUGUCAGACCUGCCCCAGCUCAGGACCCUGGGAAAGUAAGACCCCCGACUCCCAUUUGUUUAGUUUACUUUAUUGUCAUUGCACCUCGUACAACGAAAUCGAACACCAUCUUCAGUGC